UGCCGCUCAGAUGAUCUCCUUCUUGACGCACACACACACACACACCGUCCACUGCUGCAGUUCAGCCGCCGAUCAACCAGCACUUUAAUAUAAACGUGCAUUUUAGACAGUCGAAGGUCGAAACCCUUGAAACCGAGUCCGAUGGCACAGUGGACAAUACUUUUGUUUUCUUUGUACGGAGUUCUGCAUGGACAAGACAUUCAGCCUCUCUCUGUACAACAGUGCUGUCAGGAUGGGAGGGAUCGGGCCCUUAGAGCACAAGACUGCACAAUCCUCCCCCUCAUCUCCUCUUCCCACACCUGCAGGAUUGCCCAGGAGCAGUGCUGUGCAGCAGCAGUAAGAGACCGACUCUGUGACAAUGGCAUCAAGAUGGCCCGUGGGCAAGGGGCCUGUGAAAGGCCCUUCUUCCAAGGAGACCCCUGGGAAACCAAAAUCUCUAAGACGUGUUGUGACUGCUGCGUGCUCGGUCUGAUGACAGCGCUCCAGGAUCCGAGCUGCGAGCUCCAGGAUUUGUUUCUGGGGAGACGGUGCACACACACAGUUAAAACCUGCUGUGACAAAAACACAACGGAGGAAAUCAAACCAAAUGAUGUGAAUGAAGAACCGGUGACAGAAAAGCCAGAGGUCAACGUUACCGCCCAGCCUAUAGAGGGAUCAGACACCUGUACAGGCUCCAAUUGCUCCCAGUUGUGUGUAGGUAAUGGUACAUGUGCAUGCCACGAUGGGUAUCGACUGCAUAAGGAUGGAGUGAAUUGUGAGGAUAUUAAUGAGUGUCUGACCGGCAGUCACAACUGCAUCCUUGGCCAAGCUUGCAUUAACACAGAGGGCUCCUUCCGCUGUCAGAGGGAAACCGGCUGCGGCACUGGGUAUGAACUCAAAGACGACAACAGUUGCCAAGACAUAGAUGAGUGUACUUUGGGGACCCAUAACUGUGGACCAGACUUUUUGUGCACCAACACCGCAGGCUCAUUCCGCUGUCACCCAAAGGAGAGGUGUGCAGACGGUUUCACUCAAGACGCCAUCGGCAGCUGUAUCGAUAUAAAUGAGUGUGUGGUCAAUACCAGUCCAUGCCUGCCUGGCCAGACUUGUGUGAACACAUUGGGCUCCUACACUUGCCGCAGGAACACAGUCACCUGUGGACGAGGCUAUCACCUCACUGAGGACGGCGCGCAUUGUGAAGAUGUAGAUGAGUGUCGUACAGGCAAUGUGUGUGGAGGCCAUGGUUGCAUCAACCUGGUGGGCUCAUACCGCUGUGAAUGCAGAAUUGGCUUCAUCUUCAACAGUAUCACCAAACUGUGUGAAGAUAUCAAUGAGUGCAGGCAUUAUCCCGGACGCCUCUGCGCCCACAAGUGUGACAACACAGUGGGGUCCUACCAGUGCAGCUGCACCACUGGCUUCAAGCUUUCCCACGAUGGCAGAAACUGUGAAGAUGUCAAUGAGUGUGAAGCCAAUCCCUGCAGCCAGGAGUGUGCCAAUGUCUACGGCUCCUACCAGUGCUACUGUCGCCGUGGUUACCAGCUGAGCGACAUGGAUGGGAUAACGUGUGAAGAUAUCGACGAGUGCGCUCUUCCCACUGGAGGACACGUGUGCUCUUACAGCUGCUCCAACGUUCCCGGAAGUUUCUACUGUACCUGCCCACACACAGGCUACACCCUCGCCCAAAAUGGACGCACGUGCCAAGACAUUGAUGAAUGUGCAGCGGGGAUACAUACCUGUUCCGUCACCGAAAGCUGCUUCAACGUCCAGGGGGGAUUUCGCUGUUUGUCCUUCGCCUGUCCUCCAAACUUCCAGCAGGCAGCACAGGGACGAGAUGCUUCUGUCAACGUACGUUGUAUUAAGGCCUGCCAACCUAAUGACAGUGGCUGCAAUCUCGACCCCGUCCAUCUCAUCACCCACACCGCCCUCCCCCUGCCAACCUUCAGAGACAUCAGUGAACCAGAGGAUCUAGUUUUCCUGCGGACAGUUGCGGCAGCUAACCCUGUUCCUGUACCCGGUGCGACUGAUGUUUUCUUUGACAUCCUGGAUGCAGAUGACCAGUUCUCUUUUGAUGUGCAGAAGCGCUCCCACCAGGGCAUGAUUAUGGGUGUUGUUCGGCAGGUGAAACCUAUCAUUGGCCCCAAGGACCUUGUGUUGGAGGUCGCUAUGAACUAUGUCAAAUCAGGGGUUAUUUCCCAUCGCAACAUUGUCAUCGUCCAUUUCUUCGUCUCUGAGUUCUGGUUCUGAGCUGUGCAAAAAGUGGAUAGUAAUUCUGCAUUAGAAAUACAACACGUAUCUGAGCAAAUAUUAUUUAAACAUAGUUUUUAAUAUCUGGUGCCACACUUCUUGCUGAACAUCUGAAAACACCUAAAUUGGGAAUGCUGUUGCGUGCAAGAUAAAUCAUUGGAUUUGGUUCAUAUGCAAACGUUUUAUAUGUACUGAAAACAGUUACAGACGCAGUUUGCAACCCAUCCAGUGCAUUGGUUUACAACAGGUCUUUGUUAUUUCAACUUAAUAUAGCCCCACAGAAAUGCUAACCAUGCUAGCAUCUCUGUGAAGCAGUAGGCUUUUAAAUGCUAAUGUCAGCAUGCUAACAUGCUUGCAGUGACAAUGCUAACAUGCUACUGUUUAGGUGGUGUAAUACCUUGUUAACCAUCUCGGUUUAGUCCGUUAGCAUGCUAACUUUUGCUAAUUAGCACUAAACACAACGUACAGCUGAGGCUGAUGGGAAUGUUUAUACAUACUUGGUCAUGAACCAAAGUGUUUGUCAGACUGAAAAUUAGACCUGAUGGCACUAGAUGAAAGUAUAAGGGAUCAACAAAGUUAUUAAAAUUCAUCCUGAGGGGGACAUGUGUACCAGAUUUCAUGGCAAGCCAGCCAAUAGUUGUUGAGACCACAGAUGGCAACCUCAUGGUGGCCUUAGAGAAGUUAUAGGGGAUCUACAAAGUCGUUAGUUAUGUAUCAUGUGUGAACCAUGACUGUCUGUACAACAUUCCUGCCAAUCUAUCUGAUAAAUGUUGAGAUAUUUCAGUCUGGACCGAUCUGACCGACCAACCUCCUUUGAUAGAUCCAUAGAUCAAUAAAGCACCACCGUUAGCAUGGUCAAAAGUUAUUUUUAACACAACAAAAAGAAAAGACUAAUUCCUCACUUGAUACCUCUACGCCAGAUGUGUUGAAAGUUACAUGCCUUCUACAAGAGUGAAAUGAAAUAAUAUAAUACAUUAACAGGGUGCUGUCAUCUCCUUAACCACUGUCUACUGUGUUUAAUUUGAAUUCAGACUUUGUUGUCAUGAGUGACACCAUGAUAGAUUGUUGGUUGAUAUUUUUGCUCCAUUUCAUCUGUUUUGACAGACCAGAUGUGCUUCAUCUAUUGGGUUGCUUUCAACAUUGAUUGUGUUUUGUAUCAUCAGACUGUACGACCAUCUGUGAAUAAUAAAGACUCU
Molecule: messenger RNA, 3419 nt
Organism: Morone saxatilis (striped sea-bass)
Lineage: Eukaryota; Metazoa; Chordata; Actinopteri; Moronidae
Product: fibulin-1-like
Exons: 17
Coding region: 142-2223 (693 amino acids)
Biological process (GO): extracellular matrix organization
Cellular component (GO): extracellular region
Molecular function (GO): calcium ion binding; peptidase activator activity
Source: RefSeq, a predicted model, not a curated record